AUGCCCGGCGAGUCAAGAAAGCGUGUUUGCGCGUCUCGCCUUCAGACGCAUCCCGGCUCUCCACCAAAGAAAUCAAGGCUUGACUUAGCUUCGACUAGCCAAACUGCAGGCCAAGCUACUGACAAAAACACGUCCGAGGACGAAUCCACAACCCCAUCUCAUGAACCAGCUGUUUCGAGCUCCUCCUCGUCAAUAACCUCCCCCGCACCGUCUGAAGCCAGUGAUAGCGAUGACGAUGACGAUGACGAUGACCCGCCUGAUAUCGUCUCAUUGAACCACAGUCCACCCCAAUCCUCUUCCGGCGAAGAUGAGGAUAGCGAAGUCGAAGGCAAUAUCAUAACAAUUACACAGCCCAAGCCACAAAUACGACGUAUACCCGCCUCCGAAUUGUCAUCGCGUCUUUCGGCGUUCCUGCCCGUGCUCAAAGCUGCCAAUGAAGACCUUGAAAGAGAUAUUGUUGCAGGGAAAUUGAUCAGGGCAGAAAUUCAUGACGAGGGCGAGAGCGUCAAUGAAGAGACUGGUGGCAAACAACCAGAAAGCCAGUACAUUGAAAUGAACCUUGGCCUAGGAGUCCUUGAGCAGAACCAAGAUCAAGUCUCCGAAACAAGCAGUGACGAGGCCUCUACCCCGAUAGAGAACGAGGGUGGCCAGGCGCGUCCCGAAAAGGAUACUAACGUUCUGGAUAAAUUGAUGGGAAGCAAGUCUAAAGUCAAAAAGCCCGUGAUUCAUGAGAUGGACUAG
Ophidiomyces ophidiicola is the source of this 741-nucleotide messenger RNA. RefSeq lists its product as uncharacterized. The transcript is spliced from 2 exons. The record is from RefSeq and is a predicted model, not a curated record. Bases 1 to 741 code for a protein of 246 amino acids. NCBI's taxonomy places the organism in Eukaryota, Fungi, Ascomycota, Eurotiomycetes, Onygenales, Onygenaceae. Gene Ontology annotation, biological process: box C/D snoRNP assembly.